GAGUGGUGGUGAGACCGGGGGAUUUAUCGGAUCAAGUGUUUCACACUGGUGGUUUUAUAGUAUUAUGUCUGAAGCUGUGUUCUUACCGGUUAACACGCUGUAUCACCUUUGGCCAGUAACAUAUUUCUGCGCCAUGUUAUGUUGAAUAAAGCAGCAAUGCUUAUAAAUAUCUGCUUUAUUGGGUUCACCUAGCUGAACCUAAUCGAGUCUAAUACAAAAAUCCUGCAGUAACUCCUAAUUUCAUGAAGGUUGGAAUGUUCAGUUUUGUAGCAGUGUUGAUUCAACAUGUAUGAUCAUUUUGAAUUUAUAUUCAAUAUUAUAAUGCAGUAAUCCGGUUGUAACUAAUGACCUUGCACGUGAGUGUAAAAGAACAUUCGCAGGUUAAGGGCUUGUUUACUGUUAGUCAAAGGUAAGGGUACCAGCGAUGUGGAUCCCGGCGCAUAGACCGCAUUAUAUAAUAGAUACUUGAAUAUAUAAUUUAAAUCAACAUGUGCCUUAUGUAGGCUAACGGACACGCAUUAAAAUUAAAUAAUAUUGGAGUUGAAACAAAUAUAAAAUCGGCACUGUUAUGUGAAAUUAGAUAAGGGGCGUGGCCUCGCAUGCACAAUCAAGGCUUUGACUCGGCACAGGUGAGCCACUCACGCGCCCUGCUGACAAGAGGACACACAGGCGGAUCCAGUCACUUCUGUCCAAGACACCAAAGACAUUUUAUCGCUUGGGUUUUUUUUUGUGCUUGGAUUUUAGCUUCAUAAUCAGCUAAAACAAUAAGUUAUCUCGGGUCAAUUGGUGAGCAACUCUGCUGUCGGUCCUGUUUUAACAAAAAUGACCUGGCCGGAUGAAUUUGGGAGAUUAAACGCAGUUCUGGCCAUUUUACUCCGCUUCACCUUUCAAGGUGCAUACUGUCAACUGGUGGUUUCCCCUGCUGGUCCUACGCUGGUGAACGCUUUAGCUGGCCGCAAUGUGACUCUGGCUGUGUCCUUCAGCGGUGCCACUGACCCGGCGGUUACCUGGUCCAUGGCAGGUUUACCUGUAGUCACGUGGGCCAUUAACUCCCGCGCUGCCCCUGACAUAGCCGACAACAGAGAGAAGGUGCUGCGGAUCGAGACGAAUGGAUCCCUUAGCUUUGUAAACGUGCCGCUUGAAUAUACCAGUAACUACACCAUUGAAAUGACCAAGUCUGGACUGAGAACAUCCUCCACCACUUUCACUCUGAAAGUAUUUGAUAUGAUCCAGGAUGUGAUCCUGAAGGCACAGUCUGGUUCUGCCCAGGAGGGAAGUGACCGGUUCACCCUGCAGUACAGCGUGCCGCAAGGAGUGGUCGAGCGUCAGACGUGGUUCUUCAGUGGCAUGGAGAUAAAAGCCAACUCGCGCUACCUGGUGGAGGAAGGGAGCCUUGUGAUCCUCAGUCUAAACCGAAGCGACACAGGACAGUACACGGUGUUACUGACGAACCCCUUCAGCAGUCUGACAACUGACACAAACGUCACCGUGCUGUACGGACCAGACGAGCCCAUACUUGAGGCACGUCCAGCUCGACCUUUCUAUGUAAAAGGGGACUCUCUGACCAUCUCCUGGCAGGCUGAUGGGUUCCCACCGCCGACUGCCGAGUGGGUCUUUGGCAGUCAGACCCUUUCUGAUUUACCCGAAGGAGUCUUAAAUCUAACAAAUGUACAGACCAGUCAAGGAGGUGUUUAUACCUGCACGCUGCUCAAUGGGGAGACGAGAGAAAAGAGUCAAAAGAGCAUCAUUGUAAACGUUUAUGAGAGGCCGUCGGGCGACCCGACGUGCUCUGUGCAGUCGGUGAAUAACGUCGACCUGCAGUACCUCUGUCGGUGGUCUUGGGGAUCUCCACAGGCCCAGCUUUCUUUCCCAGCACUGAGCAACACCAGCAGUGGAGCAGGGAACCUCAGCCUGACCAUCACCGCCUCGCAUAACCUCGACGGGAAAACUGUCACGUGCAUGGCGGACCAUCCUGUCGAACUCAAUAACUGCAGUAUUACUGCAGGUAGUCCAAGGAUGUUUCUGCCAGCUGUGAGAACCACAGUUGACUCCGAUGGCAAAAUAGUGGUGACCAUCCACUGCGUCAGUGAGGCCUCGCCUCAGGCCGUGGUGUCAUGGUACAACGGCAGCGAGGCUGUCGCCAGCACGACACCGUACCAGAUCAGCAGGGACACCACACAGCUCGAGAUACGGGACUACAAUGUCAGCAACUUUCUCCUGCAGAACUACACUUGUAUCUGUCGCAACUCACUUGGCAGCCAGAGAAGGAAAAUUCAGUUGAGAGGACCGUCGAUCUCAGAUUCCAGCUUGUUCGCCAAUCACAAUGGAACCAUCAUCACAUUGACCUGGGAGGUCCCGCCCACCUCCAUCGUUACAGGGUUUGACAUCCAAAUGAGAGGACCGCACAGCCUGAGCAGGAAUUGUAAUGGUACCCAAACCAGAGGCAGCUCAAACAGAUUUCACACCAUCCAGCAGAAACCUGGCGCCGCCAGGAGUGCCGACAUCUUUAACCUCGAUCCCAAGUUGAGGUACAGUUUUCGGGUCAUCCCCAAAGCUCGCAUGACUGAAGGACAGCCGUCUGAGGUCCAGAAAAUCGGUCCAGGUGAAGGGCUGAGUGGAUCUGCCAUCGCCGGCCUUGCAGCUGGAAUCCCCUGCGGCCUUCUCUUCCUAGUCCUACUGGGUGGCUUCAUCUACUUCUGUGUCUACUUUAACAAGAACAAAAGUCGGCAGGCAAGAUAUCCAAAAUCCAGAGCAGUUGAGAAGGCAAUAACAACCCCAACGGAAACUACUCCUCAUAACCUGCUGACAGGAGGGCUGAAGUCUCCACCUGAUUACAACGGAUUACUGCAGACUCCCUCUGAAAGAUCAGUGGCUCUUCCAGCUUUUGUCCCUCCACCGCCUGUCAGAACUGCUACAACUGUCUGAACUCCAAACAUUUGCUGUGAUGUAUAUAUUAACUUUGUAUAGCAUGCUAUAUUUUUAUGCGUUUUAUUUCAAUAUGCGAGUCUUCUGUAUUUGUAUUAUUAUUUUAACCGAAAUGAGGAUUGUCAUAAAUGUUUCAGUAGAGAUGGAUAUUUGUAUCACUUUCCUUUAUAAUCUGCACCUUAAAUUUCUAUCAUUUUGUAACUUUAUUUAUUCAUAAUAAAUACAAAUACAAGCCAUGCCU
This is a messenger RNA of Anarrhichthys ocellatus (wolf-eel), 3166 nucleotides long. It is a transcript of the gene vsig10l, whose product is annotated as V-set and immunoglobulin domain containing 10 like. Lineage: Eukaryota; Metazoa; Chordata; Actinopteri; Perciformes; Anarhichadidae. The record is from RefSeq and is a predicted model, not a curated record. The transcript has 12 exons. Bases 823 to 2925 code for a protein of 700 amino acids. Gene Ontology annotation, molecular function: protein binding.